This is a messenger RNA of Penicillium griseofulvum, 1065 nucleotides long. Its product is annotated as class I SAM-dependent methyltransferase. Gene Ontology annotation, molecular function: methyltransferase activity. Bases 1 to 1065 code for a protein of 354 amino acids. The transcript has 9 exons. NCBI's taxonomy places the organism in Eukaryota, Fungi, Ascomycota, Eurotiomycetes, Eurotiales, Aspergillaceae. The record is from RefSeq and is a predicted model, not a curated record.
AUGGAUAAAAUACAUACUGAGCCAGAGGAUGAUAUUGCCGUGGAUCCAACGGUCCAUGUCACAACCGUUUAUGGCGAUGACUGGCAAUCGGACACUACUUCGAUUGGCUCCUCGCUUUAUCGUGGACUAGAGGAGAAUGGCCGACGGUAUCAAACAUUGAGCCACAAAGAAUAUCUGGUCCCAUCGGAUGAGAAACAGUUUGAAACAUACGAAGCUGGCCACCUAGUAGCCCUCAUCAUGGACUCGGACCAGGACAACCCUCUUUUCCGAGCGCCUAUUGAAAAUCCCAAACAUAUCCUUGACCUUGGAACCGGUUCAGGUAACUGGGCUAUCGAUGUAGCCGACAUGUUCCCUGAAGCCAUUGUCCGCGGAGUCGAUCUCUUCCCACCACCAGUAAAAUGGGUCCCCCCAAACUGCAUUCUGGAAGUCGAUAACAUCGCCGAAGACUGGACCUGGAACGAACCCCAAGACCUAAUCCACAUGCGUAUCAUGAUCGGAUCCUUCGACGACAAAGAAUGGGAUCGUGUCUACCAGCAAUGCUACGACAACAUCCGCCCAGGCGGCUGGAUCGAACAACUAGAAGCAAGUCCCUACAUCGAAUGCGACGACGACAGUCUACCAUCAGACAACAUCCUCCGCACCUGGGGACCCACACUAGCCGCAUGUGGUGAACGAGCCGGACGUCCACUCGGAACAAUGGAUACAAUGAAAGAAGCCUUUCGCAAGGCUGGGUUCGUGGAUAUCUGUGAAAAGGAAUACAAGUGGCCUCUCGGUCCCUGGGCGCGUGAUCAGAAAUAUAAAGAGGCCGGCACUGUCAAUUACCAUCAUUGGAUGUCUGGUAUGGAGGGUUGGGCGAUGUGGUUGCUUUGUAAAUUCGGGGCUCCUAAGCCUUGGUCGCAGGAUGAGGUUAUUGUUUAUGUUGCGAAGUUGAGGAAUGAGCUUAAGAAUCCGAGGUAUCAUACUUAUGAGCGGGCGAGACGCGUGUGGGCGAGGAAGCCUUUCCCUGAGGAGAUUGCGGGCAGAGAUCGGGAUAAUGAGGGGGUUACUAUCAAAGUUGAAGAGUGA